This is a messenger RNA of Musa acuminata subsp. malaccensis (wild Malaysian banana), 1808 nucleotides long. Its product is annotated as probable galacturonosyltransferase 4. The record is from RefSeq and is a predicted model, not a curated record. Lineage: Eukaryota; Viridiplantae; Streptophyta; Magnoliopsida; Zingiberales; Musaceae. Gene Ontology annotation, molecular function: polygalacturonate 4-alpha-galacturonosyltransferase activity.
CCUGAAAACUCCAGUAACUCAGAUCAUGUCUCAGCUAAAUCCAGUAAUGGAGUGGAUGCAUCAACGACAACAGAAAUGCCUUUGGGCCAGUCUGGUCAACAUAAGAGCCGAGUAUUAUCAGAAGACUCAGAGGGAACUAAUUUGCAGACAAAGACUGUGAUUCAGCAAGUGACUAAAAGUGAAAGCAAAGAUGAUGGCCUCCAGAAGCCAGAAAUGGGACGAGAGAACAAGGCGACAGCAUUCAAGAAGAGUACAUUUGCAACCGAGUCUGGAGAGCAGGAUCAUCAGAAGCCAGAAAAAGGUUCGAAUAUUGAUUCAGGUGAUAUGCCUGAUGCAAAAAUUCGGCAAUUUAGGGACCAGCUGAUAAGAGCAAAGGUCUUUCUUAGUCUUCCAUCUUCUAAAACCUACCCAGAAUUCAUCAGGGACCUUCGAGUACAGAUGAGGGAUACUGAGCGCACAAUUGGUGAUGCAACCUUGGACUCAGAAUUGCCAAAGAAUGCCCGUGAGAAACUGAAGGCAAUGGAACAAACAUUGUUGAAAGGCAAGCAAAUUCAAGAAGACUGCUCUGCGGUAGUCGAAAAGCUCCGAGCUUCUUAUCAGUCUGCAGAGGAACAAGUGCGUGUUCAGAAGAAACAAGAGUUGUUCCUGACACAAGUUGCUGCAAAAACCCUUCCCAGAGGUCUCCAUUGUCUUUCUUUGCAUCUUACCACACAGUACUAUUUACUUGACUCGAGCCAACAGCAAUUCCAACACCAAGAAAGGCUUGAAGAUCCUAAACUCUAUCACUAUGCACUGUUCUCGGAUAAUGUGUUAGCAACUGCAGUGGUUGUGAAUUCUACGGUGUUUCAUGCUAAGAACCCCAAGAACCAUGUAUUCCAUGUUGUUACCGAUAGACUCAACUAUGCAGCAAUGAAGAUGUGGUUUUUGGCUAAUCCGCCGGGGAAUGCAGCAAUUCAGGUUCAGAAUGUUGAGGAGUUUACAUGGCUGAACUCAAGCUAUAGCCCGGUUCUAAAGCAGCUUGGAUCUCAAUCUAUGAUAGAUUUCUACUUCAGGUUGCACCAUGCCAAGUCUGAUGGGAACUUGAAGUUCCGAAACCCAAAGUACCUGUCUAUCCUAAAUCAUCUGCGAUUCUAUCUCCCUGAGAUCUUACCAAAACUCAGCAAAGUAGUAUUUUUAGACGAUGAUGUUGUCGUGCAGAAGGACCUUACCUCACUUUGGACAAUUGAUCUUAAGGGAAAGGUUAAUGGUGCAGUUGAAACCUGUGGUGAAAGUUUCCAUAGGUUCGAUAGGUAUCUCAACUUCUCAAAUCCCCUUAUUGCUGAAAAUUUCGACCCUCAUGCCUGUGGCUGGGCAUUUGGGAUGAAUGUCUUCGAUUUGGAUGAGUGGAGGAAGCAGAACAUCAUUGAUAUCUAUCACCAUUGGCAGACACUGAAUGAAGACAGACUCUUAUGGAAGUUGGGCACUCUUCCACCAGGUUUAAUAACAUUUUGGAAGCGCACUUACCCCCUCGAUCGCUCUUGGCAUGUGUUGGGUUUGGGAUACAACCCAAAUGUGAACCAGCAAGAUAUCGAAGGAGCAGCUGCAAUACACUACAAUGGAAACAUGAAACCUUGGCUUGAAAUAGGGAUGGCCAAGUACCACAACUACUGGUCUAAAUAUGUGAACUACGACCAAGUUUAUUUGAGAGACUGCAGCAUCAAUCCUUAAGAACCAAAUGGUGUCUUCAAAUCCCGUCUAAUACAGGUUCAGCUUAUCUUUAGAUAUUAUGUUUGAUGGUCUUGUUCUACCUUUUUCUUUAAUUUGAUUCU